AUGAAUUUGAAAGCAUCUAAAGAGGCAGAGUUUUUCUGUUUGUUCAGUGUUGAUGCCGAAGGCCGGCUGGGUAAUAUGUUUUGGAGAGAUACGAAGUCUCUAGCAGAUUACAAUAAUUUUGGGGAUGUUUUGAUUAUUGAUAGCACCUACAAGACCAACAUAUACGGCAUACCAUUAGCCGUCUUUGUUGGUGCAAAUAACCACAGGGCGACAGUACUAUUUGGGUGUGCAUUGUUGGCUGAUGAGAGUGAGGACACCUACAAUUGGGUGGUUACAGCCUUUUUGACUUCCAUGAGGGGGAAAAAACCAAUAUCGGUCCUCACUGACGGGGACGAGGCAUUGAGAAAUGCAGUUGUGAAUCUCAUUCCGGAGGCCCGACAUCGAUUGUGUGCAUGGCACAUUGCUAAGAAUGUUGUAACAAAUGUUAGGGAUGCGGAUGUCCAAAGGGAUUUUUGCCACCUAAUUUUUGCCGGACUCGGAGUUGAUGAGUGGGAAAAGUCGUGGCAUUACAUGGUGACAAUGAAUGGGCUUCAAGACAACAAAUGGGUUGCUGCAAUGUACAACAAGAGGGAGAGGUGGGCAGAAGCUUUCUUUAGGAACCAUUUCUUCGGUGGUAUGUGUACCACUCAAAGAUGCGAGGCAAUGCAUAGAAAUUUAAAAGGUGGGGUUAGUCGUUACAUGAGGUUGUGUGAGGUGUUGCCACGCAUGGACAAGAUAAUUGAACGCAUCAGGUUUAAUGGGCUUAACGAUGACUUCAAAUCAAUGAACUCGCACCCGGUUAUUGGCAGCCACAUGCGGUGUAUUCAACAGCAGGUUAGUGUAAGGUUUACCCACGACGUAUUCCUCCUCAUAAAAGAUCAAAUUCUUUUUGAGUCAAAGUUUCUCGUUGCUGACCGUGUUCGUUAUGAGAAUCAAGGAUCAACACUUCAUCUUGUAACCCAAUAUGGUAAACCUGAAAGGACAUGGCAUGUGACACAUUAUCAAGGUAAGCCCGACCUUUCUUUUGUAUGCUCAUGUCACCUCUUUGAGUCGGAUGGUAUUCCUUGCUGCCACAUCUUCACAGUCAUGACAAUGAAUAUGACUACCCUUCCAGAUUCUUUGGUUAAUCAGAGGUGGACAAAACAGGCUUGUACCAAAGAUACCAGCACCCUUAGUAGUGGAAUAAUGCCCGCCAAGGAUUUGCAGCUUGCCCGUUAUGGGCAAAUGAUGGGUGAUUGUGCUCAAAUCUGUCAUUCAGCUUCAUUCUCAGAUGAGGCAUAUGAAGAAAUCACUAACUGUCUUAGUCGACUAAUGGUUAGGUCCAAAACAUUCAAGAGAUGCAAUGAUAGUCAACCACCAGAAACUGUUGAUGGUCUACACCCUAAUGUGAUUAGGGAUCCGAACGUGUGCAAAACCAAGGGCACUCAUUCCAGGCAUUCCACCAGUGUUGAGGUUGAGAGGGAUCAGCCAGGAGGGAGGGGUUGUGGAUUUUGCAGUCGGCCAGGUCAUAAUAUUGAUGAGGAUGAUGCUUUCCUCAAUCAAACUAGCAGUCAACAUAUGUUGCAUCAUGUUGAAGAAUCUAGGACGUUUGACUUUUUUACCCGUCACGACACCUUUUUGGCUUCCUUGAGUGCUCCAUCUGCAAAUCUAAAUGGUGGGAACACAUUCGUGCAGCCUUUCUGA
This is a messenger RNA of Rosa chinensis, 1662 nucleotides long. RefSeq names its product protein FAR1-RELATED SEQUENCE 5. Gene Ontology annotation, biological process: regulation of DNA-templated transcription. NCBI's taxonomy places the organism in Eukaryota, Viridiplantae, Streptophyta, Magnoliopsida, Rosales, Rosaceae. Gene Ontology annotation, molecular function: zinc ion binding. The record is from RefSeq and is a predicted model, not a curated record. The coding region runs from base 1 to 1662 and encodes 553 amino acids. The transcript has 2 exons.